UUAGACUGGAUCAACAGCUGAGAGCGGCACGCUUACACUAUGAGUGGAAGAAUUAGCGAAGUCUCUUAAAAUUCUCGAUAAAUGUUUGCAAAACUCAAGCAGAAAAUCGCCGAAGAGGAAUCAACCUCAGACUCCAGCCGCUCUUUGCCUUCUAGUCCGAGUGUUCGACGAGCUAAAGUCAAUGGAUGGACGGAGAACAAAUGGGAAAGGCGAAGACUCAGCAAUGCGAGUAGCUUGUACGAAUCAAGGGAAUCACUACUCAGCGAAAGCAGUACUGUUUCAUCAGGGCUUAAUGUAUCAAGACAUGCAUCUUUCACGAGCAGAUCAGCCGCGACUCCAGUUGGGACGCCCAUCGAACCUCCGGGUUUUUCGGUCAACUCUCGGUCAUCAAAGGAAGAAAUUCUUCAUUUGUUGGCGAAGAAAGGGGAUCAAGUCAGUAAACUGGAAGCAAAGAUUGCAGAUAUGGCAAGUCUACUGAGAGAGCAAACCCGAGUUAAGGAAUCCCUUGAAGGUGCUCUUGAAAAGCAGAAGGAAGAGCACUCUAUGAGAUUAAGAAGUAUGAAUAUGGAGUUUGAAGAGAAAUCCAGGAAGAUGAAAAACGAAUUUGAAAAGACUCUAGAUGAAAAAAAUCAGGAACUUGAAAGUAAACUAAAGGAAUUAACUUUGGAAAGCACUCGCUAUGCAGACUUGAAUGAACUAAACCAACUCCAACAGCAAGAACUCACCAAGAUGAAGUCCUUGUUUAUUCAGUACCAAACCGACGCCACUCGCAAAGCUGCAGAAAUAUUUGAAAAAAGCAAGCAAAUAGAGGACUUGGACAAAUCUUACCUUGAACAGAAAGGAGAACUGGCUUCUCUUCAGGAGCGUUUAGAUGACUUGGCUCGAGAAAGGACAAAGUUCGAGUCCCGUGACAAACAACAGCAGGCACGAGUAACAAGUCUCGAAAGAGAGAAGACCUCUCUUUGCGACGAACUUAAAAACACUGUGAAUGAAUUAACACAGAAAUCAGUGCAGCUCGAUAGAGUCGAAAAGUCCCUUCGUCUUAAAGAUGAGGAAUUGGCUAACCUGAGGCAGACGCACGCUUUGUACAAAAACAAGGUCUCGAUGGAACUGGAGCAAAACGAAGGAGAAAUCGCUCAGUUGAAAGAAAGAGUAGGCGAUUUACAACAAAGAGUUGACGAUAGCAAGCUUUCGGGUAACGAUCAGGUUCAAGCUAUUGAAAAAGAGAGAGAGCAGCUUGAGAAUCGGCUCCGUGAAACUCGUGAUCAACUCAAUGAAUUGAAGGCGAACUCAAACGAUCGAACUAACACUCUGGGAUCUCUGGUUAGCACUCUAAAUGAAAGAUUGGAAAGAAAGGAAUCAGAACUUACCGAGUGCAAACGAAGAUACGACCAGGAUUACGAAAGCUGGAAAAGUCAAAACUUUCAACUUGAGCAGGAAUUGGCCAUAUUAAAGGAGGAAUCGUUGUCAGGAAAACGCUCCUCAGACAGACAAACAGCGAGCUUAGAAGGACAGGUGAUACGUUUGGAGGCUGCUCGGGAAAAAGAAAAGAGUGAAAUGCAAACAAAGCUGGACCAGCUAAAAAUGAUCGAGAAUGAGUAUUCCAGACAGGAGGACGCGUAUAAGCAACAAAUAGCUGACUUGGAGGAGGAAAAAGAGCAGCUACAGAACGAACUUCUGUCCAAGGCAGAGGAGAACAGGCAAGUUUCACUGUGCUUGGAGGACGCUAUGAGGGAAACAAAUGAGCUCAAAAGCCAGAUUGCUAAAUUUGAGGAGACACUAAAGGAGAAAAAUAAUCUGUUAACUUGUUUUAAAGAGAGUAAGCUUGAUUCACCUUCUCAUGUUGUGAGUAACCUCGGUCCUGAAGCACUCGAGAACCUCAAGGAAGAGCUGAAUAACACAAAGGAUCGUUACCAGAAUGCAGAAGAAGUUUUAAAACAGAGAGAAAAGACUAUAUCUGAGCUACGAAAAGCUGUUGCUGAGAAGGAGGAGUUACUAAAUCGUUCAACCACAAAGAUAAGGCAAUAUGAAGAAAAUAACAGAUAUAUAGGAAAUGACAGAAUUUAUAGUCCGGAGAGCAGAGAUUCACACAAGUUAAUCACAAAUUUAAGAGAAAGAGUUAAGGAACUGGAAGAGCAGCUUCAAGAAAGAGAGAUGCUUCUUUUGGAUGAAAACGAGUUACGUGACCUCAGAAAAGAUAACAAUCGACUUGAAAAAGACCUGGAGGACAAGGACAAGAAAAUAAAACUUCUACAAGCUAAAAAUAUAGAAUUAAAGAAAGCAUUCCAACGGGAGCUGAAAAUGGCUGCUCCGGGGGGCGAACCUGUGCAGAGAAGUCCUGGAACUCCGAAUGGUGACGUCAUUGUACACAGCGAUGAAGAAAAAGAAAGACAAGACUAUCUCGAAGUUAAUUUUAAAUAUUUAAAACACGUAGUUUUAAAAUACAUGUGUAGUACAAACAAGCAGUCUCGUCAGCUAAUCAACGUGAUUGGUCAUUUAUUAAGAUUUACCCCGAAAGAGCACGCAUGCGUCAGGGAAGCUAUGGAAUGGAAGUUGCCAUUAGAUUAGGGUUUUUAGAAAUGUUCGUUUUAGAUUGCAGUUGUAAUAAGGACGUAAAAAAAAAAAAAAUUCAGGGUUUAUCCUCUAUUUCACACGAUACGUGGUGGCUGUGAAAUUCUGUCUCAUUGACCGAUGCACCAUUGAUUUUCAUCUUAAAUACUUCAGUUCAUCCUUUUUUUUCCUAACCCACGACCGUCUCAAUUUUCUUGUAAAAUGCAAAGAUAUAUUAUAAACGCAGCAGAAUUAAUAUUCAAAAGGAUAAGGGAAUUAUGAAAAACUGAGCAUAAAAAUGUGACAUUAAUAAACAAUUUUUCCCUGAAAAGUCAGGAAACGAAA
Pocillopora damicornis (cauliflower coral) is the source of this 2895-nucleotide messenger RNA. RefSeq lists its product as uncharacterized. Lineage: Eukaryota; Metazoa; Cnidaria; Anthozoa; Scleractinia; Pocilloporidae. Gene Ontology annotation, cellular component: Golgi apparatus. The record is from RefSeq and is a predicted model, not a curated record.